AAUGGCGUUGCCCCCCUUCUCUGCCCCCCAGGCCCUGAGAGCUCUGCGCGGCCAUGGGGCUGCUCUCGGACCCCUACCGCCGGCGGGCCCUCUCCCGCCUCCUGCUGCGCCUCAACACCCCGCUCUGCAUCAUCAGCUUCCUGGUGGGGCUGGGCUGGUUCCUGGGCUUGGCCUUCCACCCUUUCACGCUGCGCAUCUACAUGUCGGAGAACGCCAUGGGCUCCACCAUGGUGGAGGAGCACUUCGUCCACGGGGAGCGCGCCCUCUCCUACGCCAGGGAGUUUGCCGGCCACAAGAAGAAGGCGGGGGGCAUGCCCGUGGCCUGGCUGGAGAAGACCAUGUGGAACCUGGGCCUGGAGGUGUACAAGCAAUCCUUCUCCCGCACGCUGCCUUUCCCCGACGAGAUGCGAGAGAGAUACAUGGUCAAGGGCACCAACGUCUAUGGGAUCCUGCGGGCUCCCCGGGCAGCCAGUACGGAGUCCUUGGUGCUGAGUGUCCCCUGCAGUGAGGGGCAGCAGAACAACCAGGCCGUGGGGCUGAUGCUGGCGCUGGCCUCCCACUUCCGAGGUCAGAUCUAUUGGGCCAAAGACAUCGUCUUCCUGGUGAACGAGCACGACCUGAUUGGGAUGGAGGCCUGGCUGGAGGCUUAUCAUGACGUCAACGUCACAGAGGUGCACUCGUCAGGGAUGUUGGGUCGGGCAGGAGCCAUCCAGGCCGCCAUUUCCCUGGAGCUGAGCAGCGACGUCGUCACCAGCUUUGACGUGGCCGUGGAGGGGCUGAACGGGCAGCUGCCCAACCUGGACCUCGUCAACCUCUUCUACUCCUUUUGCCAGAAGAACGGGCUGCUCUGCACCAUUCAGGGCAAGCUGCAGCGCUCCGACUGGGACUCCCUGCCGGCCUUCGUCCACUCUCUGCAGACGAUGCUUCUGAUGGUGCUCAAGCAGGGCUCCGGCCGGCCGCAGGGGGACCACGGGCUCUUCCUGCGCUACCAUAUCGAGGCCAUCACCCUGCGCGGCAUCAACAGCUUCCGCCAGUACAAGUUUGACAUGGGCAUGGUUGGCACGACCCUGGAGGGAAUGUUCCGGAAGCUGAACAACCUGCUGGAGCGCCUCCACCAGUCUUACUUCUUCUACCUGCUCCCGUCUCUCUCCCGCUUCGUCUCCAUCGGGCUCUACAUGCCGGCCUUCGGGUUCCUCAUCCUCAUCCUGGUCCUCAAGGCCCUGGACCUGUGGAUGAAGCUCAGCCGCUACAACGUGGACCCAGAUGACCGGCUCUGCGAUGGAGACCAAGGUCCUAGUCCUGUUGCUCUGGAGGAGCCCAAGCCCAGCCUGCUGACGCUGGUGCCCCCGCUGCUGAUCUGCCACGCCACAGGGCUCGCCCUCUACUUCGUGCCCAUCCUGGGGCAGCAGGUGGCCACGCAGCACUUCCCUGUCUCGGAGUCGGAGGCUGUGGUGCUGACGGUCAUUGCCAUCUACGUGGCGGGGCUGGCGUUGCCCCACAACACGCACAGGGUCCUGACGGGCUCGGGAAGCGACUGUGGCUGGAUGACGCUGAAGCUGGUCUCGCUCCUCUACCUGGCCAUGCAGCUGGGCUGCAUCGCCCUCAUCAACUUCUCCCUGGGCUUCCUGCUGGCCGUCACCAUGGUGCCUGUCGCUGCCCUAGUCCAGCCUACGGGGCCCAAGUACCUCUACGCUGUGCUGCUGGUCCUGGUCACGCCGGCGGCCACACUUCUCUUCUGCAUCUUCCUGUACCAGGAGCUCAUUGAGUACCCCAUCUCCCUGCUGGAGGGCUGGCAGCGCUUCCUGCAGGCAAUUGCUGAAGGGCUGUUGGACCACCACCUCUACGGCUCCAUCGUCUUCCCCUUCAUCGCCAUCUUCGUCUACCCCUGCUGGCUUCUACUCUGGAAUGUGCUUUUCUGGAAGUAGCCCCGACGCUGCCCCUGUGCUUGAACUGGCCUGCCCCAAUCCACUUUGGACGGGACUUCC
This is a messenger RNA of Podarcis raffonei (Aeolian wall lizard), 1985 nucleotides long. It is a transcript of the gene GPAA1, whose product is annotated as glycosylphosphatidylinositol anchor attachment 1. Lineage: Eukaryota; Metazoa; Chordata; Lepidosauria; Squamata; Lacertidae. The coding region runs from base 54 to 1925 and encodes 623 amino acids. The transcript is spliced from 12 exons. The record is from RefSeq and is a predicted model, not a curated record. Gene Ontology annotation, cellular component: membrane; GPI-anchor transamidase complex. Gene Ontology annotation, biological process: attachment of GPI anchor to protein.